AGAAUUAACGAAGUUUCUAAGCUUAGCAUUGCUCAUGAAAUCAUGGUCAAUCAAGAUUUUUGUAUGGAAGAGAUUGUAUUACUUCCCAACAGUCUGGAAGGCAGUAUUAUGGAGACAAUGUACAGUGCUUUUUGGGACCAUCUGAAAGACCAGCUAUCAAGUACUCCCCCUGACUUCACUUGUGCUCUUGAACUUCUGAGAGAAGUUAAGGCGAUCUUGCUAUCACUGCUGUUACUACGCCAGAACUGCCUAAGAAAUGAGGUUGAAGAAGCUCUGGACAUAGAUCUCCUCAAGCAGGAAGCAGAGCAUGGGGCCCUGGAUGUCCCCCAUCUCUCUAACUACAUUCUCAACUUGAUGAUUCUGCUAUGUGCACCAGUCUGAGAUGAAGUAUUGCAAAAACUAGAGAGCAUAACAGAUCCUGGAUGGACUCUCAGAGGUAUCUUCCAUGUUCUGGGCCUGAUGAAAAUGGACAUGGUGAACUAUACUAUCCAGAGCCUUCGACCCUACCUGCAGGAACAUUCUGUCCAGUAUGAACUAGCUAAAUUCCAAAAACUCCUCAAAAAGCAUCCCAAUCUCCUUGACUGCACCACAAAAUGGCCAAACAAAACAGCUCUAGACCUCAUUACACCAUCUCCAAGUUCUCCUGUCUCUCAGCUCUCCAGCAUGGCCUGUUCACCUCCAAAUUGGGCAGCUAACAACUCGGAGCUUCCCAGUUCCACAAUGGUGCUAUACCAAGGUUACCUGAAUCUUCUUGUCUGGGAUCCUGACAGUGAAGAGUUUCCUGAGACUCAGCUAAUGGACAGAAUCCGGCUACAGGACAUAGAGUCCCAGUUGAACCAGUUAGCCAUCCUCGUCUCAGUGUUGCUAGUUGCCAGAAGUUUCUCUGGUAAUGUUUUAUUUAACUCACCUGAAUUUGUGGAUAAACUGAAACAUAUAACCAAGGCCCUGACAGAAGAAUUUAACACCAGGCCUGAAGAGGCUCUGGUGAGUGUAAGCAAACAAGUGUCUCAGGAAAUCCAUGAAGGCCUCAAGGACAUUGGUCUCACUGCCCUGAGUAGUGAAAAGACCGCAUCUCUUAUAGGCCAACUUCGGAACAUUGCCAAGAAAGAGAACUGUGUUGUAGCAUCAUUGGUAAGAGCACAAGAAACACAAGUGGAGUCUAUCUGA
This is a messenger RNA of Phacochoerus africanus (Common warthog), 1167 nucleotides long. RefSeq names its product T-complex protein 11 homolog. Gene Ontology annotation, biological process: regulation of sperm capacitation. The record is from RefSeq and is a predicted model, not a curated record. NCBI's taxonomy places the organism in Eukaryota, Metazoa, Chordata, Mammalia, Artiodactyla, Suidae. Gene Ontology annotation, cellular component: sperm flagellum; acrosomal vesicle.